Molecule: messenger RNA, 1466 nt
Organism: Anolis sagrei ordinatus
Lineage: Eukaryota; Metazoa; Chordata; Lepidosauria; Squamata; Anolidae
Source: RefSeq, a predicted model, not a curated record
GCGGUCCUCCUUGCCUUGCCUUGCCUUGCCUUGCUUCCUCUGGGCGCGGCGAGGCCAGGGCUGCCAGGCGCGCGCUCUGAAGCCCCGGAGGCGUGCCGUCCUCGCGCCUCCUCCUCGUCGUGCCUCUGGGCUCCUUUCCCUUCUGCAGCACGGAAGAGGCGAAGCAAAGCAGCAGCGGGAGCCAUGUCGCUAUUGUCCCUGGCCUUGCCUGCCUUCUGGCUCUACUGGACCGCGACGCGCCUCGUCCUGCACCAGAUCUUGCGCCGCUUCCGCCUGGGCUGCCCUUCCAAAGCAGUUUUUCCUCUUCAGAAUGGGAAUGUUGCCAUAGUAACUGGAGGCACUAAAGGAAUUGGUUACCAUACUGUGAAACAUUUGGCAAGACUCGGCAUGCACGUUAUAAUAGCUGGUAGUAAGACAGAUGAAGGCCAUGAAACUGUUACGACUGAGAACGCUGAAUCUUGCAGUAACCUAUUAGAAAGAAAGCAAAUGGAGUUUUUAUACUGUGAUUUGGCUUCCAUGAAGUCCAUACAUCAGUUUGUUCAAGCAUUUAAAGCAAAGAAUUGCCCACUUCAUGUCCUGAUCAAUAAUGCUGCUGUAAUGUUGGUGCCUGAAAGGAAAACAGAGGAUGGGUUUGAAGAGCACUUUGCUGUUAAUUACAUUGGACACUUCUUGUUGACUAACCUUCUCUUGGAAACACUGAAGCAAUCAGGAACCCACAGCCACAAUGCUCGAAUUAUCACCCUCUCAUCAGCCACACACUAUGUAGGCGAGUUACAUCUCAACGAUCUGCAAAGCAGUUGCUUGUAUUCACCCCACGGAGCCUAUGCCCAAAGCAAACUUGCCCUUGUAUUGUUCAGCUAUCGAUUACAGCAUCUCCUGACAGAAGAAGGGAGCCAUGUGACCAUUAAUGUUGUAGAUCCUGGAGUCGUGAAUACUGAUCUCUACCAGCAUGUCUGUUGGGCAGUCAAAACAGUCAAGCGGAUUACAGGCUGGCUUCUCUUAAAGACACCAGAAGAGGGUGCAUCUACGUCAAUCUAUGCAGCAGUUUCACCAGAGCUAGAAGGAGUUGGCGGCUGCUAUCUUUACAAUGAGCAAAGGACAAAAUCUGCUGAUGUUUCCUAUGACGAAGAGCUGCAGAAAAGACUCUGGACAGAAAGCUGCAGACUUGUUGGGAUUCCUGAUCUGGUGCCAUAGAAGUCUUGAAAAAAUAGCCACCACAGCUUGCUGUGCGAAUACAACAUGUCUCACUCGCCUCUGCUGAGCAGCAGCAUCACUCAUAUUCCGGGAUUCACUGUUCAGUCACAUGGGCAAAUGUGAACUUUGCCUGAGCUACCUGAUUGAAAGUGGAUGGUGGUGAUGGGCAAACUAUUCCCAGCUAGAAUUGUGUGCAUGGUGGUUUUGAAUUUAACCAUCCAUUUUGUAACCAUGAUGUUUCAGUCUGUGAUUAAAAAAGAUCUUUAACCGUA